AUGAAUUACACCAUCGGCAACACGAAGUCAGCAAAUAAGGAACCGGAAGCAAUUUCGUUAACAUUAGAGAUCGAGCUCGAUGAUCAUCGCAUUAUUCAGCAUUCAGCACUUAAUGCAUAUGUUUCUUUGCCACUUGAAGAGUUUUAUGAUCGCCCAACCGAUAUUUACGAAAUAAAGCCGGUAAUUGCAAGUGGAUAUCGCAUUUGUAAUUUGUGCGCUGUAGCAGUUCACCAGAUGGAAAUGUAUUUGAAUGUACCUUCGUACGGUUCACUGCUUAACUGGGAGAAUCUCGCAGCAAAACUUGGUUUAUCAAUUUUGCAAAUUCUUAGUUUACGAAAAUGUGUUAGUCCAAUGCUUAAACUUCUCGAGUUGCACUCGAAUUUACCUUUAAACAUAAUUAUUGAUGCUAUUUGUGAACUUAAUCGAGUCGAUCUAUUGAUCUCAUUAAUACCAUAUUUGCCAAAGAACAAUCUAACAUCGGAUCAGAUUUCUCUCGAUUCUGGCAUAUGCAAUAAUAGCAAUAAUAAUAAUAGCUUCCUGCAAAAUGAACGAUUCCAUUCAGACCAUUUAUUUACUUCUAGGCGUUCUAAACAGUUGGUGGAUAUUCUUGUUAAAUCGAUUUUGGUUAUGCAUCAUGAAAACGAACUUAAUAUUAAUUUAAAGAAGAAUUUCAAUUGGUUUAUGAAGAAUUUAAAGAAGCAAGCGAGUGGUAAGGGUACUUUCAUAUUCGACGUAAAUGAUUAUCUAUGUGGUGAGGGUUCCAUGGUAGAUUUAAUUGAAAUUUUCAAACAAGCGACUCACAUCAUUUCAGUUUUGUCAGAAGACUAUUCAAAGAUUUUAAAUAGUGAUGGUGAUCAACAGAAUGCAGUUAAGAAGUAUAUAAAUAAUCUAAUGAAUACUGAAUAUAUUCAAGAUGGUAGCAUUAAUAAACGAUUUCGUGCCGUCAUGUUACAGGGGACUGAUCGUGCUGUUCUGCCAAUUGGUUGGUCGAGGAACACUGUGAUUUAUGAGUUUCCUGCUAAUCAUGCGCAGUUGUUUAAAAAACUUUUCGGCUAA
This is a messenger RNA of Dracunculus medinensis (Guinea worm), 1056 nucleotides long. Lineage: Eukaryota; Metazoa; Nematoda; Chromadorea; Rhabditida; Dracunculidae. The record is from the annotation of a GenBank genome assembly.